Sinocyclocheilus anshuiensis is the source of this 1219-nucleotide messenger RNA. RefSeq lists its product as uncharacterized. Lineage: Eukaryota; Metazoa; Chordata; Actinopteri; Cypriniformes; Cyprinidae. Bases 177 to 839 code for a protein of 220 amino acids. The transcript has 3 exons. The record is from RefSeq and is a predicted model, not a curated record.
UACAACACACACUCUACCCGCUAAACGCAGAAGAGCACACACUUCCUGUGCUCGCUCGGGUUGUUGAUAAACAGUGAGCACAUGCUGAGCACAAUUUUUGUCGUUUUGUCUCAUAACAAAAUGACAACAACUUUGAUUUAAAUACUAAUUUAGUUGCUUGACAUUUUGCAGUUGCCAUGUCUCUGCUAUUAAACGCUGCACAAUUAAAUACUUCACUACUCAGGGCAUUGAUGGAUUUUAUAACAGAGUUUACCACAGCCAUGUCAUGUGUGAUUUUGUCUGUCUCAUCAUUGCAUGCUGCUUAUCUGCUAUUCAAGGACCACAGAGCCUCAUCAGUGGGCUUCCUCCUGAUUGGCUUUUCCUCUGUCCUUUCAGUCUUUUCUCCCAGUAACCAAACUAUCAAAUCACUCACGAACGAUCUAGAAUGGGCAGGUGAAUCACUUGGUCCUGCUCUUAUUACUUUUGACUUCUUGUGGCUAAGUGAGGACUACAUCACUGCUCGUAUCCUCCUGAUUGGCUCUACUUUUUUCAUAAUGCUCUCUGAUUGGUUAUCAUCAGAUGGGUUGGUUAUUAUGUCACGCUGCCUGGCAUUUUCCACCCUCUCCUGUUCGCUGACAGUGUGUGCGUUUGCUGAAAAUGCAGCAGGGGCAGUAGGGAGUGUUGCCCUCAGUCUGCCUUUAUUAGUUUCCCCAAGGACCAGAUCUGGGUCUUUGGGUUCCCUCGUGAUGCCUACAGAAGGACUUCUCAGAUGGAUCCUUAAAGUCAUCAUGGCAUUAGGAUGCUGGACCACUGGGAAGGCCCUUAAUAAAUACCUGUUUGAUUUAAAAGGCUGGGACUGACUAAAGCAAUGGUUUCCAAAGACAACAGAGAACCACAAAAUGCUACUUUCGUACUCAGAUUAUUAUCAGGCUUACACACUGUGUUACUGUUGCAUGUAAAGGCCUUCUCUGUUUUAAUAAGCUAACAUUAUAUUGUAAUGUACUACAGAAACUGGAGUUUUUUACGUUUGUAAACAAAUAAUGGAGUUUGCUUAUAACAUUAAAUCCAUUACACUGACAUUGACGGCUAGUAAAAUCCAUGAGCAAUGAAUAAAUUGUUUUAGCAUCUACAACAAUGAAGUCUUUGUAAAGAAAGAAUGGGACUCUGUUGUUUAAACCAGUGUUGCGAUGUCCUGUCAUUAUGAGCAACUUUGGUAAAUGUGCAUGAUAAAUUUACUCAU